CGAUCAAUCCAAAUAUAGCUUCGCCGAGAUGCCGUUCCGAAGAUGCAGGGUGGCACACGCGGACGUUUAAAGCCGAGGCACGAACGAUGGAUGGUCCACUUUCUCCUUUCCUUCCUCCCAUCGCCCAGUGCGCAUACAACUGCCGACACUGGUGUCGUGCUCUUGCUUCAUUUCAUUUUCUGUUUUCACUUUCAAGCUCUCAACGCAUCCCGUUCUUUAAAUCCAUUCUUUUGCUUGCGAUUUUGUCGAAAUGUUUUCCAAGGCUCUUUGUAUCGCUUUGCUGGGAUUUCUGAUCAGUCGCAAUCCUGUGAUACUGUAACCGUGACCGCUACCGCCGCCGCCGCCACUUCGACGUCGAGCACCGGCAGCUCUGGAAGUAACGAUGGUUCGAACAACAACUCAGACGGAUCUGCAGCUGGGAACGGCAGCUCCGAUACUUCUGGUUCAACUAGCAGUGGGAAUGGCAAUACCGGCAACAGCAACAGUGGUAGCAGUGGCUCCAAUAGCUCCACAGGAAACGGCAGUUCCAAUAAUUCUGGAAACAACAAUACCGGUAACAACAGCUCGGGUAAUAGCAGUAACAGUGGCUCCAACAGUUCCGCAAGCAGUACGGUUGGAAACGCUCGGGAAGCGCAACAACGACAUCUGCUGCGUCGUCGAGCACCGGCAAAUCAGGUAACGGCAAAUCCAACACCGGAAAUUCUGGAAACGCUGCAAGCACGUCGGCAGCUUCGUCUGCUACGAGUUCCGCCGUUAAUGAUAACUCCGGUAGCGGAACGGCGACCUCUAGCUCUGCUGCAUCAUCUAGUACAGGUACCUCUGGUAACAGCACUGCAAAUAAUGGUGAUCCACAAACAUCUCUGACGCUCGACCCUCGUGUCAUUGGUAACUUUUCCAAUGACGGCCAAAGUCCACCGGUUACUGGACAGUCUCCGUCCCUCACGACUACGAACAACUUCAUCAA
Messenger RNA from Desarmillaria tabescens, 964 nucleotides. RefSeq lists its product as uncharacterized. NCBI's taxonomy places the organism in Eukaryota, Fungi, Basidiomycota, Agaricomycetes, Agaricales, Physalacriaceae. The record is from RefSeq and is a predicted model, not a curated record. The transcript has 11 exons. Bases 43 to 864 code for a protein of 273 amino acids.